Molecule: messenger RNA, 2451 nt
Organism: Brassica napus (rape)
Lineage: Eukaryota; Viridiplantae; Streptophyta; Magnoliopsida; Brassicales; Brassicaceae
Product: histone-lysine N-methyltransferase ASHH3-like
Exons: 12
Coding region: 1363-2451 (362 amino acids)
Biological process (GO): regulation of DNA-templated transcription
Cellular component (GO): chromatin; nucleus
Molecular function (GO): histone H3K36 methyltransferase activity; protein binding
Source: RefSeq, a predicted model, not a curated record
AGAAAAACACUUCGAGAGAAAUUCAAAUGAGGCAAAUGCUAAUUUCCCUAGAUGGACAAAGCCAGCAGAUGAUAACUACAAAUGCAACUUUGAUGCAAGUUUCAACUAUAAAACAAACAAUUUCGACGAAAAUAAGAAAAACUUAGAGAGAAAUUCAAAUGAGGCAAAUGCUAAUUUCCCUUGAUGGACAAAGCCACCAGAUGAUAACUACAAAUGCAAGUUUCGACUGUAAAACAAAUAAUGUAAACAAACAAUUUCGACGUAAAUAAGAAAAACUUAGAGAGAAAAUUCAAAUGAGGUAAAUGCUUAUUUUAGUGUGUAUACUAUUAUGUGAACGAAUAAUUUACAAUUCACUAGACUUGUAUUUGUCCAGCUUCAUAAAUCCAAUAUUCAUUUUCCAUUCAGAAAAACUUCAUUCUCUACUAAAAACGGUGUUUCUAAUUUCAACAAUAUACCAGACCAAAUGUGUUCCUUUUAGAAAAAAAAAUCAUCAUGGCCAACGAAUGUAUCAAGAUUGAAAUCAAUCCAGAAUCAGAAACAGAAAAGCCAAAGCAGAUUGGAUAUUGAGAAACGAUAGAGGCUUCCCUCUACUCUGGAGUUCAGAGGACACUGUAUAGUUUUAUCACCACACUGAAGCAAGAUCACUGCUAGAUGUUAUGGAACACAUAAGAAAUCAUGGAUUAUAACUAUAUGUUUUGAGGGUGACUCAAAAGUUCUGAUCGAUGUCAUCAAGAACAUAUGCAACUAUAUCUAUGUUGGUUCUUUGUCUUUUAACCAAUGUUCAUUUUGUAUAGCGGACAAACAAUACACCAGCUCAUCUCUUAGCUAAGCAUAAUCUAUCAUUCUAGUGCAUCGUCAUUAUACUUACCAUGGUGGUUGUCUAGUCUAAUGCGUUGAAUUAUAAUUUUGUAAACUCUUUCUAAUAUACAAGAAAUAAUUUUCCGUAAAAAUAGAUUAGCAGCAUAAAAAUGUGACUACAGCGACAAAAUUAUGUACUUAUGCGACAUACACGACAUAACGCAACAAUAUUACUAUUUGGUUUGGGCUUAUUCAAAAGCCCAUCAUAGCCCCAGACGAGCUGACCAACAAUCAACGCGGUUUUGAUUCACUGAAAUUUACAUUUUUACCCUUAACGUCGAAGAGGUGCAAUUAUCAUAUAUAGUAAGUAAACAACAAAAUUACAGUUUUAACCUUUAUCCUUUGCGUUCUCUACUUCUUCGUUCAAGUCUUCAACAACGACACCACCAACCACAUUUUACGUUAUCAGGGUUUCGAAAGUUCGGGUUUUUUUUUUCAUCGAAAACAGGAAGACGCAGACAUCGAACUUUCGGUGUACUUGUGUCUUUCUUCGAUUCUCUAGCUAUGCCUGCCUCGAAGAAGGUUUCCGAGAGGAACCCCAUAGAACAAGUGUUCAACAAGUUGUUGGAGGAUAUUGGAGAAGAAGAGGAGUUUUCGUUGCCGGAUUGGUUGAACGAAGGGAAACCAACUCCUUACACCUACAUCAAGCGCAAUGUACACUUGACGGAGAAAACAAAAAAAAAGGCUGAGGAUGAUGGAAUUUUCUGUACUUGUGCCUUGACCCAUGGCUCUUCUUCAGUUGUGUGUGGGAGUGAUUGUGAUUGUGGGUUGUUAAACGCAAGCUGUUCAUCCGAUUGCAAAUGUGGGAGUGAGUGUAACAAUAAGCCUUUCCAACAACGGCGUGUGAAGAAGUUAAAGCUAAUUCAAACAGACAAAUGUGGAUCAGGGAUUGUAGCAGAUGAAUACAUCCAAGAAGGAGAGUUUAUCACUGAAUAUGUAGGAGAAGUCAUAGAUGAUGUGACUUGUGCACAAAGGCUAUGGGAGAUGAAAGGCCGUGGAGAAAAAAAUUUCUAUCUGUGUGAGAUAAACAAAAAUAUGGUGAUUGAUGCCACUAAUAAGGGAAAUAAAUCGAGAUAUAUCAAUCAUAGUUGCAACCCUAAUACGCAGAUGCAGACAUGGAUAAUUGAGGGCGAGACAAGAAUCGGCAUUUUUGCCAUCUCUGACAUAAAUAAGGGAGAGCAUAUCACUUAUGACUAUCAGUUUGUUGCGUUUGGUGAAGAUCAAGACUGCCAUUGUGGAGCAAUAGGUUGCAGAAAGAAGCUUGGGGUGAAACCAAACAAACCUAAAUUAGUCUCGGAUGAAGAAACUCGUAAAAUCGUGGUAUCUGAAUUGGCUCAGCAGACACUGCCCCAGGUUCAUCAUAAUGGAGAUAUACAUGAAGGAACAUUAAUUAACAAUCUUAGUGAAGAGCAAACAUGUCCUCGUACUUGUAUUGGUGUAGUGAUCAGGUUAUCUCGCCCCACGAGCGAUAGGUGUUUUGGCAUCAUUAGACGUUUUGAUGAGGUCACAAGAAAGCACUCGGUGAUGUUUGAGGAUGGUGUUACUGAGUUUAUCGACCUGUCGAAAGAAGACUGGGAGAUUUUAUCUGACUGA